AGAUCACAGCUGAGACUCAACAAGGCGCAACACAUAGCCAAGAAACACCAAGAGGUAGGGCAAAAUCCGACUCAGCAAUGGCACCCAGCAGAGAGGCGUGCGCGGUCGCCAUGGCCAUGGCGGCGCCGUUCAUCGCGAUGGCAAGCAACAUCGACGCCGGCAACCUGGAGAAGAGGCGCAGGACCUCGUCCGACAAGCUCCAGCGCACCGUGUCCGACGUCUCCUACGAGCUCCACCACCACGGCCGUGCCAAGGAGGAGGAGGAGGCGGCGGCAGAGGCGGAGAUGAAGCUGCUCCACCCGGUCCCGGAGGUGGAGGACGCCAAGUGCGAGUGCUGCGGCAUGUCGGAGGAGUGCACGCCGGAGUACAUCCGCGGCGUGCGAGGCCGCUUCUCCGGGCGGUGGGUCUGCGGGCUGUGCUCCGAGGCCGUGACGGAGGAGGCCGAGAAGAGCGGCAACUCGCGGGAGGAGGCGCUCCGAACGCACAUGGGCGUGUGCAAGAGGUUCAACGGCUUCGGGAGGACGCACCCGGUGCUGUUCCAGGCGGAGGCCAUGAGGGAGAUCCUCAGGAAGCGCUCCAAACUCGGGCCCAGGUCUAGGUCCAGCAUCAACCCCCGGGAGGUCAGGGAAAGCGCCUCCAAGGCAAAGGCUGCCGCUGCCGGAGGCGGCAUCGCGCGCAGCUCCAGCUGCAUGCCGUUCAUCACUGACGAGUGAUCAAAUAUGCUGGCUCGAUCAUUGGCUAACUUCGAGCAUGAGAAGGUGCUAACGCCGAAGGACAAGUUGUCUGAAGACUAUGAAGCCUUAAUGGUUUUCAUGUUUUUGGGCUAGGGGUGCAUGUUUUACACGCCUUUAUGGUGUGCGUUUUUCCUGCCCCGCUAGCUUAUCUAGUAGAAACUUGAGCACUACUGUAGUACCCAGCAAUAUUAAU
Messenger RNA from Lolium rigidum, 927 nucleotides. RefSeq lists its product as uncharacterized. The record is from RefSeq and is a predicted model, not a curated record. Lineage: Eukaryota; Viridiplantae; Streptophyta; Magnoliopsida; Poales; Poaceae. The transcript has a single exon. The coding region runs from base 78 to 713 and encodes 211 amino acids.